AUGGGGCGCAUUGCUACGGUGGAUGCUUUGAGUCAAAGGAAUUGUUUUAGUGGGGAUAGCAUGUGUGUCUUAUGCGAGGAUUUCGAUGAAUCGGCUGAUCAUCUGCUUUGUGGUUGCUGUGUGGCGAGCAAUGUUUGGAGUAUGGUGUCUCGUUGGUGCCGGGUCAGUCCGAUCUUUGUGUUUUCGGUUAGAGACUUCCUUGGCCUUAGUGAUUUUUCGGGCCUAGGGGAGUUGGCUAAAGAGGCGUUUCAUGAGAUUCUCAUAGUUGGGGCGUGGUGUAUCUGGAGGGCCCGGAAUAAUAAAAGAUUUAACAAUUCUCUUAAGACGGCUCACGACAUUUUUUUAGAUAUUAGAAGUCUCGGAUUCCAUUUAUAUAGAAAUAGAUCAAGGAAUAAAGCCAUUAGUUGGGCUAAUUGGUGUUCUUUCAGUUUGAUGUAA
This is a messenger RNA of Helianthus annuus (common sunflower), 438 nucleotides long. RefSeq lists its product as uncharacterized. NCBI's taxonomy places the organism in Eukaryota, Viridiplantae, Streptophyta, Magnoliopsida, Asterales, Asteraceae. The transcript has a single exon. The record is from RefSeq and is a predicted model, not a curated record. Bases 1 to 438 code for a protein of 145 amino acids.